Lasiodiplodia theobromae is the source of this 291-nucleotide messenger RNA. Its product is annotated as Endoribonuclease L-PSP. The record is from RefSeq and is a predicted model, not a curated record. Gene Ontology annotation, cellular component: mitochondrion; cytosol. Bases 1 to 291 code for a protein of 96 amino acids. The transcript is spliced from 3 exons. Gene Ontology annotation, molecular function: deaminase activity. Lineage: Eukaryota; Fungi; Ascomycota; Dothideomycetes; Botryosphaeriales; Botryosphaeriaceae.
AUGGAUCCUCAGACAGGAAAGAUGAUCGAAGGCACUGUUCAGGACAGAACCAAACAAAUCCUGCAGAACCUCGCUAGUGUUCUGGAGGCUGCAGGCUCGGAUAUGUCAAGGGUGAUCAAGGUCAACAUCUUUCUUACCGACAUGGGCGAUUUCGGGGCCAUGAAUGAAGUUUAUGACACAUUCUUCACCGCCCCAAAGCCUGCUCGUACCUGCGUUGCAGUCAAGUCACUUCCUUUGGGAACAGAUGUCGAAAUUGAGUGUAUUGCAAGCACUGAUUCUCCCAAGCUCUGA